Messenger RNA from Carya illinoinensis, 528 nucleotides. Its product is annotated as protein FAR-RED ELONGATED HYPOCOTYL 3-like. The coding region runs from base 1 to 528 and encodes 175 amino acids. Lineage: Eukaryota; Viridiplantae; Streptophyta; Magnoliopsida; Fagales; Juglandaceae. The transcript has a single exon. The record is from RefSeq and is a predicted model, not a curated record. Gene Ontology annotation, molecular function: zinc ion binding.
AUGAAUGCUUUCUUUGAUGGCUACGUACACUCAAGGACAAACUUAAAAGAGUUUGUCAAUCAAUUUGAUAAUGCAUUGCGAAAGAAGAUUGAAAAUGAAAAUGGGGCGGACUUCCAUUCAUUCCACGUCACAAUUCCCGUCGUCUCGAUCUCUCCACUUGAAAAGAUAUUUCAGAACAUAUACACUAAUGCUAAAUUUAGAGAAGUUCAAAAAGAGAUAAUCGGGAUGGUUGGUGUUCUUCCAAGUCUACAUCGAAAAGAUGGUGUAAUCGCAACGUAUCAUGUAGAAGAUGAAGUUGCUGUUGAUGAUUUCAUCAAAGAGGUGACCCAAACAGUGUACUUCAAUGAGGCUGAAUGUGAUGUGAAGUGUUCAUGCGCACUGUUUGAAAUGAGAGGGAUAUUGUGUCGACAUGUAUUGGCUAUUAUGAGAGUUAACAAAGUGAAAAGAGUGCUAGAAAAAUACAUAUUAGAUCGAUGGAGAAAGGACAUUAAACGGACAUACACUCUUAUUCGAAGUUCUUAUGACUAA